Molecule: messenger RNA, 1362 nt
Organism: Prosopis cineraria
Lineage: Eukaryota; Viridiplantae; Streptophyta; Magnoliopsida; Fabales; Fabaceae
Product: peroxidase 31-like
Exons: 1
Coding region: 115-1098 (327 amino acids)
Biological process (GO): hydrogen peroxide catabolic process; response to oxidative stress
Molecular function (GO): peroxidase activity; heme binding
Source: RefSeq, a predicted model, not a curated record
CCCAGGUCCUUCUUAAUUGCACUUCCACUUUCUUCCUUAAUUGCCCCCCCCUCUCUCUCUCUGCAGCCACCGUCACUUCUGGAGAUUGCUCUGUGACUGUACUGAAGGCUUUCAAUGGAGGGAGCAACUAUUGUCGCGCUCUUCGUCGCAGUUGUAUCCCUUGUACUUGUAAGACCGUCAGAGUCAAGACUCAGCCUCGACUACUACAAACAUUCUUGCCCCCAGUUCACCAAAAUCAUCCAAGACACCAUCACCAACAAGCAGAUCACCAGCCCCACCACCGCCGGUGCUACCCUCCGCCUCUUCCUCCAUGACUGCCUCGCCAACGGCUGUGACGCCUCUGUCCUCAUCUCAUCCACUUUCUUCAACAAAGCUGAGCGCGACGCCGACAUCAACCUCUCCCUCCCCGGCGACGGCUUCGAUGUCAUAGUUCGUGCCAAGACCGCUCUCGAGCUCGCCUGCCCCGACACAGUCUCCUGCGCCGACAUCCUUGCCGUCGUCACUCGAGACCUCGUCACCAUGGCCGGCGGUCCCCAUUACAGUGUCUUCCUAGGUCGAAGGGACAGUCGCAUCUCCAAGGCUUCUGCUAUAGAAGGCCAUCUUCCGAAACCGACAAUGUCGAUGUCGCAAAUCAUCGAGAUCUUCGCGGCCAAAGGGUUUUCCGUCAGAGAAAUGGUGGCUCUGAGCGGAGCACACACUAUCGGGUUCUCGCAUUGCUCUCAAAUUAGCAACGACAUUUACAAUAACAGCAAGCUGUCGCAAUACGAUCCUCAAUACAACCCUCGAUUUGCGGCGGGCCUGCAGAGAGCGUGCGGCGAUUAUAAGAAGAAUCCUACCCUGUCGGUGUUCAAUGACAUUAUGACCCCCAACAAGUUCGAUAACAUGUACUUCCAGAACCUGCCGAAGGGCCUGGGGGUUUUGAAAUCGGAUCGCGGGCUGUACAACGACCCGAGAACGAGGCCGUUCGUGGAAGAAUUCGCAGUGGAUGAGAACAAGUUCUUCCAGGCAUUCGCACAAGCAAUGCAAAAGCUGAGUCUCGUUGGAGUACAGACAGGGAGAAAAGGAGAGAUCAGGCGCAGGUGUGACCAGAUAAAUUGAUUUGAUGUUAAUUAAUUCUUAAUUUGGUGGUUUGCGAGAAUCAGAUAGAAAUACUGAUACGUGUGUCUGAGUGUAGUAUGAAGGGAUGAGAGUGAUCCUGCAUGCGUGGUUUGCUUUUGUGGAAGCUGCUUUUGUUCGCGUCCAGAAUAGAUGAGUUAUGGUAUUCAAUAAAGCUCCUAACUUUUUUUGGUUUUAUUUUGGAAGCUGGCGUUUGUGUUGAUUUGAGCGAAUAAAGUUGCUAGUUUAUUAAUUGAAGUUGAUUUA